This is a messenger RNA of Linderina pennispora, 704 nucleotides long. RefSeq lists its product as uncharacterized. The record is from RefSeq and is a predicted model, not a curated record. The transcript has a single exon. Bases 157 to 654 code for a protein of 165 amino acids. NCBI's taxonomy places the organism in Eukaryota, Fungi, Kickxellomycota, Kickxellomycetes, Kickxellales, Kickxellaceae.
UUCCCACUCGUAGCUUGUACAUGUCCUUUUCUCAGUUCACUUAUUGUCGUUAGUUUUGCAUUAUACACACUCCUCUCAGCUGGAAUUCACAAUGUCUUGCAGCACUUUUUUUCGUAGCCACAUGUCCAAACAUGCAUUGUUCAAUAUCUCUUGUGCAUGCAUGCAAUCCCAGUUCACAGCCAGAAAUCCAGCUGGAGAGGAAUGACAUUGAUGCCCAGCUCGCCCUUUGCAGCUUCUCUGCACGACCCCUCUGAAAAGGAUGCACUGAGCUGUGGAAAGGGCGCAUACAGCACCAUGCAUGCAGACACGGGAAGUAGAUAUGCUGAGCACAGGCCAGCACCAUAUCGCAGCACCGCCUCCUGCCAUCUCCAGUCACAGAUAAUAUAUACAUCUUGGCUGUUCUCUUUUGGGGAAGGGGAAGAGCGCAUGGGCCUGUCACUGCUUACUGUGCUAGUGACUGCUCCCCAUAGAAUCCUCCAGCUGGCAGUUUCUGCCUGGAUCCCACCCGAGCGCAGGUCACACUGGUUUGCGGGGAGUGGGAGGAUCGCCACUUCCCAGCUCGUAGCAACAGAAAAGGACGCAGACGACGGCUGCCCUGCCAUUUCCCAGGUGACCAAAGAGUCCAGCACGUUUGUGCUGCUAUUUGGGAAAUAAGCGCAAAUACACCCAUGAAAUCACGCACAAUUGGAUUUAGUCCCUUGCGG